UGCAGCCAGAGCCGCCGCUCGCGGCCUAGUAAAGCCGGCCUCUGACGGCACGCGUGGGAAGGGCCUCCGAGGCCUCGGCCUGCUGCCAUGGGAGAGUGAAGGGCCGGGCCCGGCGGCGGGAGAUGAGGAGAGGCCGCGGUGGGGCCGGCGACGGCGGGGGCGGCUCCUCCUGAGACACGCGCGGGAUGGAGGAGAAAUACAGCAGCCACGCGCUCGCCGGCGGCGGGAGCCUGGGCCCAGUGGACGUGCCUAGUGCUCGAUUCACUAAAUAUAUUAUAUUGCUAUGUUUCACUAAGUUUCUGAAGGCUUUGGGACUUUUUGAAUCAUAUGAUCUCUUGAAAGCAGUUCACAUUGUACAGUUCAUCUUUAUAUUAAAACUUGGGUCUGCAUUUUUCAUGGUUUUGUUUCAAAAGCCAUUUUCCUCUGGAAAAACUAUAACAAAACAUCAGUGGAUCAAAAUAUUUAAACAUGCUGUUGCUGGAUGCAUUAUUUCACUUUUAUGGUUUUUUGGUCUCACUCUUUGUGGACCAUUAAGGACUUUGCUGCUCUUUGAACACAGUGAUAUUGUUGUCAUCUCGCUACUAAAUGUUUUGUUCACUAGUUCUGGAGGAGGACCAGCAAAGACAAGAGGAGCUGCUUUUUUCAUCGUUGCUGUGAUCUGUUUGUUGUUUUUUGAUAAUGAUGAUCUUAUGGCUAAAAUUGCUGAGCACCCUGAAGGACAUCAUGAUAGUGCUCUCACACAUAUGCUUUACACAGUCAUUGCUUUCUUAGGUGUUGCAGAUCAUAAGGGUGGAGUAUUGUUGCUCGUAUUGGCUUUGUGUUGUAAAGUUGGUUUUCAUACAGCUUCCAGAAAGCUCUCUCUAGAUGUGGGUGGAGGCAAACGUCUUCAAGCCUUAUCCCAUCUCGUUUCUGUGCUGCUUUUAUGUCCAUGGGUCAUCAUCCUUUCUGUGACAACUGAGAGUAAAGUAGAAUCUUGGUCUUCUCUCAUCAUGCCUUUCACAACAGUUAUCUUUUUUGUUGUGGUCCUGGAUUUCUAUGUGGAUUCCAUCUGUUCAGUCAAAAUGGAAGUUUCCAAGAGUGCUCGCUUUGGAUCUUUUCUUAUCUGUAUGAGUGCUCUGCUUUUUGGAAAUUUUUGGACACAUCCAAUUACAGACCAACUUCGAGCUAUGAAUAAACCAGCAUAUCAAGAAAGCACUGAACAUGUUCUUUCUGGAGGAGUAGUAGUGAGUGCUAUAUUCUUCAUUUUGUCUGCUAACAUACUAGCUUCUCCCUCUAAAAGAGGACAGAAAGGUACUCUUGUUGGCUAUUCUCCUGAAGGAACGCCUCUAUAUAACUUCAUGGGUGAUGCUUUACAACACAGCUCUCAAUCAAUCCCUAGAUUUAUUAAGGAAUCACUGAAACAGAUACUUGAAGAGAGUGAUUCUAGACACAUCUUUUACUUCUUGUGCCUGAAUCUGGUUUUUACUUUUGUGGAAUUAUUCUAUGGAGUGCUGACCAACAGCCUAGGUCUAAUAUCAGAUGGAUUCCAUAUGCUCUUUGAUUGUUCUGCUUUAGUUAUGGGACUUUUUGCAGCUCUAGUGAGUAGAUGGAAAGCAACCCGUAUUUUUUCCUAUGGAUAUGGCAGAAUAGAAAUUCUCUCUGGUUUUAUUAAUGGACUUUUUUUGAUGGUAAUAGCUUUUUUUUUGUUUGUGGAGUCAGUGGCUAGAUUGAUAGAUCCUCCAGAAUUAGAUACGUACAUGUUAGCGCCUGUCUCAGUUGGAGGACUGAUAGUAAACCUUAUUGGUGUCUGUGCCUUUAGCCAUGCCCAUGGCCACGUCCAUGGAGGUUCUCAAGGAGGCUGUCACUCACAUGAUCACAGCCAUUCACACCAUGGCCACAGUCAUGGGCACAAUCAUUCUCACAGCGAUCAUGGACACAGUCAUAGCCAUGGACAUUCCCAUGGACCUUCAGGAGGAGGCAUGAAUGCUAACAUGAGAGGUGUGUUUUUACAUAUAUUGGCAGACACACUUGGCAGUAUUGGUGUGAUUGUAUCCACAAUUCUUAUAGAACAAUUUGGAUGGUUCUUUGCUGAUCCUCUCUGCUCUCUUUUUAUUGCUGUAUUAAUUUUUCUCAGUGUUAUUCCACUGAUUAAAGAUGCCUGUCAAGUGCUACUUCUGAGGUUGCCACCAGAAAAUGAAAAAGAGAUAAAUAUUGCACUAGAAAAGAUUCAAAAAAUUGAAGGUUUAAUAUCCUACAGAGAUCCCCAUUUUUGGCGUCAUUCUGCCAAUGUUGUUGCUGGUACAAUUCAUAUACAGGUGAUGUCAGAUGUUCUGGAACAACGGAUUGUACAACAGGUCACAGGAGUACUUAAAGAUGCUGGAGUGAACAACCUGACAGUCCAGGUGGAAAAAGAGGCUUAUUUUCAACACAUGUCUGGCCUCAGUACAGGAUUUCAUGAUGUCCUUGCUAUGACAAAACAGAUGGAAUCCAUGAAAUACUACAAAGAUGGCACCUACAUCAUGUGACAAGAUGAUUUACCUGUUGCUUAUGAAUAAUGAAGAUUAAAUGACUUACUAUUGGUAAUAUUGAGGGGAAAUGCACAUAAAUGUACAGAAAUAUAGUGUACUGUAUUUGAAUUUUUUAAAGCUCAGUCCUACUGGAUCAAGAUGUUUUUCUAAAGGAAUUUUUGAAGUGGACUGAUUGUAUAUGUGAAACAUUGAUUGUAUAUGUGAAUAAUGACAAUUUGAAUUACUAUACUUUGUGUUUAUUAAAAAGAAAUCUUACUGUGUGUGUUAGCACAAUGUAUCAUAUGUUCUUGGGGAUGUACAAACAAAUUUUUCAUGUUCAAUUAGAGAAAAAUAGAAAUGAUGUGUCAUAGUAAGUCUGAAAUUGCUUCUGUGUGCUUAUUUUUCUGUCAUAUUUGCCUUUGUAAAUAUGUGUUUACACAUUUAUUAUAAGGAUUCAAGUGAAAGUUUGAACUUUGACUCGUAAUUUUUUUUGCAAAGUCUAAGCAAAAUGAAAUAGGUAUUAAAGUUCUAUAUUUAUGAGUUUUCUGUACAUAAGACUUCCUUCUAAAUAUAUUUUUAAUACAUCCAGCAAAUUUUGUGUUGCCAUUUUACAUUUAUGUCCAAAUUGCUUGAUUUGAGAGAUACUUGAUAGCUUCCAAUUCAAAACAAGAAAUGAGAAUUAGGAAAUCAUACAGUUAGAGAAUUCUUUAAAAUUAGUUAGAUAAACUAGUUUAAUUUUUAGCAAUAAUUGCAAAUCAAUAGUUAUUUAGAUAUAAAACAGGCACUAAAUUUUUUUGUUACCCAUUGAUCCCUCUCUUUUACAGUAGAAUCUCCUUUUCUUGUUAGCUAAAAUGGCAGGUUUCUCCUCAGUAAGUAGUAUUUAUUGUAGUUAACACAUAUGCACAUUGGCUGUCAGUAUGUUUUGUUAUUCACUUGUUCCAAUUGUGUCCAUCUCUUUGUGACCCCAUUUGGCAUUUUCUUGGCAGAGAGACUGAAGCAGUUUACCAUUUCCCUCUGCAGCUCAUUUUACAGAUGAGGAAACUGAGACAAACAGGGUGACGUGACUUGCCCAGGAUCACACAGCUAGUAAGUGUCUGAGCCCGCAUUUGAACUCAUCUUCCUGAUGCCAGUCCAGUUACUCUAGCUAUCCAAUAUACCACCCACCUGUCCUUAAAAAAGAGAACAAGGAGAAGGGAGAGAAUGGAAAUUAGGAAGAUAGGAAAAAAAGGAAAGAUUGUUGUUCAGUAAUGUCUAACUUCCUGACCCCAUGAAACAUAGCAUGACAAUAUUGUACAUGGAAUUGUCUUGACAAGGAGCCUGGAGCAGUUUCUUCUUCAGUGGAUUAAGGCAAACAAGUUAAGUAACUUGCCCAAGUUCACACAGUUAAUAAGUAUAUGAGGUCCAAUUUGAAUUCAGCUCUAUCUACUGAACCAUGCCUAUAUAGAAAACCAAAAAAAAUUGUUUUGCCCUUUAUUAUUGUCAGUUCAUUUUGAUAAUUCAAUCAGAUAACUCAAUGUUCUUUCUGGAACAUUUAAACUAUUUCCUUUGAUUCGGUAUUGGAAAAAAAGCAACUUUAAAAAUCAUUCCAUUUCAAGUGCCUCUUUUUAGAGGAGGGAACCAAGGUUCUGAGACCCACAGCUGAGGCUUAGCCUCAGGUUCUGUGACUUCAAUUUCAGUUUUCUUUUCCACUACUUGGAAGUUUAAAGUAGUCAAUUUUGUACUAAAAACAGGCAAAAAAAAUUUUAUAAAACAUACCCGUAGAGUUAAGUCAUUUUAACUUUAGCUAUAUUAUCACCUACAUGAUUCUGUUUAAUUUUGUUUUUCAUAUUUCUCUUAAAUUGCUUGUCUGAGAAGGCUCAGCAAAAGUUAUUCUUGGAUAUUGUUAAAAGAUAAAAUUAUAUGAAAACCAAAAAAAUUCAAUAUUUGCAAAAAAGAUUUUUACUAGCUAUCAUUCCACUCCUAUGAGGUUUUUUCCUUACCAAGGAAUUUUCAUUAUUAGAUAUUUUCAUUCUGAGACCAUUCUCUCUUACUUAUCUUAUAUAUUGUUUUAUAUUAUGUUUUUAAUAAUGUUCAGGUUAGUUUGAGUCAUUUAAUAUUUGUUUCCUCUUUUUUGCAUGUACCUUGAGAUGGUAUUUUCACCUUAAUCUUUGGAUAGUAAGAAAAAUGGGAUUUUCUUUUGAAUUUAAAUUUAAUUUAUAUUAAUUAUAUAUAUCAUAUAUAUAAUUUAUACAAUUAUGGAAAUUUAAAUUCGUAUUUUAAGCUUUUAAAAGUAUUAAUGGAUGGAGUUCAAUAAAUACUACAGCAUCUUAAAUAUUGAAGUUUAUAAAAAAUUUUAAGCACCUAUUCUUACUCCCUGUGAUCUCAAAUAAAAUCAAUGCAUAUGGUACAUUUGGCUUACAUCAUUAGUUAUUUUCAUAUUUUAUUAUCUGUUGAACCCUAAGUAUCCAUUUCAAAUUUUUAAAUAUAUGUUCAAGAAAACUUUUAAAACCCUAUUUCAAAAUAAAUUUGAAAUAUAUUUUCAAAUAUUUGAAAUAAAUCAUAUUUUGAAAUGUUAUCACAAAUAAUCAAUUUUUCAAUUUUAAUUGGAUCAAAAUUUUAAAGCUAGAGACAAUGGUGCAUUGUGAUUAAAGAGUUAGCCUUCCAGUAAGGAGGUCCACUGUUAACCUAUCACUGCCACAUACUAGCCAUGUGACCCUGAGCAAAUAGCUCUUAAAGCUUUUUUCAGAGAAGGUGCUAAGCAGCAUGGGUAAAAAGCAGUUUCCUCAUGUGGAAGUUCCUUCUCAGUGAAAUCAGUCUAGUCUCUAACCCAAUUGUAAAAAGAAUCUACCCUCCUUCUUACCUGCUUUGUGUUAAAUUAAUGUUUUCUGCAGAUCUGGACAGUGAUCAAUGUCACUAAUCAAUAGCAAUAUGUUAUUAAAGAGCUGUUUUUUUAAACUGUGAUAGUAUAAAGGUUUUUUAGUGCAAUAAUUUGCAAAUAAAGAUUAUGAAUUAUU
Molecule: messenger RNA, 5479 nt
Organism: Antechinus flavipes (yellow-footed antechinus)
Lineage: Eukaryota; Metazoa; Chordata; Mammalia; Dasyuromorphia; Dasyuridae
Gene: SLC30A5
Product: solute carrier family 30 member 5
Exons: 16
Coding region: 186-2504 (772 amino acids)
Biological process (GO): transmembrane transport; zinc ion transport; intracellular zinc ion homeostasis
Cellular component (GO): membrane; Golgi apparatus
Molecular function (GO): zinc ion transmembrane transporter activity
Source: RefSeq, a predicted model, not a curated record